AAUCGCUUUCUUUUGUUCGUCAUUCUGUUUUCGACAUGCCUAGGAAGAGUAUUGUUACGAUUGACCACGAAAUUGAGGUCCUGCAAGCUCAAAUCUCCAUUCUGCAUCGUCGUGAAAAUGACUUCGUCCGUAUUUUGGAGGACAUGGCCCGUCUUAGAGAUUCAGUCAAGGCCGAGCAAGUGACACUUGCAUCUCAAGUAACGGAGCUAGAGAGUCAGAGACAUCCGAUCAACUGGCUGCCCUCGGAGUUGCUGAUCCAAAUCUUUGUCUCUGUGGCGGAGGGCAACGACUCAGACACCUCAGCAGGUCUCCCUUACAAUUCCUCCCCCGUCAUUAUAUCUCAUGUAUGCCGGAAAUGGCGUAAACUCGCAUUUGCCACUUCUACACUGUGGUCGCGUGUUUCGUACAAGAGCAGAAAGUGGUCCGCGUCUCCGGUCUGCGCGUUCAUGGAUCGCUCAGGUUCUAGUUUGCUCGACUUCAUUUUCUCUCCCACACCGUACCACGUUGAUGACCAUGAAGCUUCCGAAGACGAGCGGCUGGCGUCUGAAAGCCUGCUCCACGCGAUGGGCUCUCACCUCUCUCGUGCGCGCUCUAUCACCUUCGAGUGCACAUCCUCUGCGAGUAUGCGACUCAUGGUCGAAGUACUCAUAGAUAACCUUCACGAACUGGGGUCAUUACGCUCCCUGGAUCUUUCCUUCACAAGCCUUGCCCCAUGCUUUGUUGGCACACCACUCCUCACACUGGAUGAACCAGGCGGACAAAGUCUCCCCGACACACCGAGCGUCCUUACCCACCUCCGUCUCCAACAACUACCACCGCGUGUCAUUCCUCCAUUUCUAUUACGGUCUGUGAAAACUCUCGAGCUCUCAUUCCCUCAACGAAGGUCCCACCGUGUUCCUCAGUAUACCCUACGAAUGUCCCAUCUGCACCGCUUCCUGAGUUUUAUUCCAGAGCUCCAAGACCUAGUUCUUAUGGAAGCCACACCGUUUCGUGAUAUUGUGCUCGAGGAAUCCAGGGAAGGACAGACAGCCGACAAUCGGUUCGCAGUCGUGUCCCCCCUUGAACUGCCUAAGCUCAGAAGUCUCAUAUGGAAGUUCGCAAGCUCCCUCGACGUGUACGCCUUCAUGUCUUUCUUCGGCUUGCCUGCACUGGAGCGAUGGGAAAUUCUAAUUGCCAACUCCCCAACGAAGCGGGGCGACGUCAGCACGCUCCGCGGUAAUCAUUGGCAAGAACCAGACUCGUUCAUCCAGGCAGAGCCUCUCGGAGGCGUCCUAUCCAUGACCGCGCUCAAGGAGCUGUGCAUCAGUUGCCAGAAUGGUGACUCCCUCAUUUCUUCCCUGCGCCAAUUCAUCUUCCCUGUGCUCGAGCAACUCGAGUUUGCAUACGCAGGAAAGUGCCCACCAAAAUGUGACCACAAGCAUCCUCUCCCGCGCCUUGAUUACGUAUUCCGCGACCCCCGUCUCCCCCACCUUACACAUUUCACACUAUCACACCUUGAUGUCUUUGCCGGGCACGGGAAGCUCAUGCUCGGUUAUAUGCCGAGCCUGGUAUCAUUGACGCUGAUCUCGUGCACGGGCGUGGAUGGCGUGCUCGACGCGCUUGCUGAGGCAUACGGUCUCGCGAUGGAUGCAGAACGCAAAGCAGCGCGUGGAUGUGGCGUCAGAGUUUGUCCAAAGCUAGAAAGUAUAACGCUAUGGGGCUGCUCCGACUUCAAAUUCAAAAGCUUAUUUGCAGCCGUAUUCGCGCGCGCACCGCCGGCAGGCAACAGCAUGCACGUGAAGGCUCAAAAGGACGUUCCUAGCGUUGUCUCGACGGUUUUGGGCCGUAAGAUACGGCCCUUGAAAAAAGCGCGCGUGGCAUCUCCACAAGGAGGCCCCUCUUCUCCCGCGAAGCCACAUUCAACACAAAACUCUCAUGGAGCAUCAUCGACGUUGAUUCCAAUCGAAGAAGCUUUGCGUCCUGUCCGCAUCGCCUGCGUUCAUGUGGACGAUUGUCCUCAGAUCACAGAGGACGAAGCAUUAUUGUUGGAGGAGUUUGGCACAGUCGUCGUAUAUCGGUAAUUACGUUCCCGCGAAGCACGGCGAUGAUGUUGGACCUGUUGUCACAGAACUAAGAUAAUAACCGUUCCAGCAAUGUAUCCUUUAAAGUAACUCCAAGCUACCGCAUGCCAAUCUUGAGG
Suillus clintonianus is the source of this 2179-nucleotide messenger RNA. RefSeq lists its product as uncharacterized. The transcript is spliced from 2 exons. NCBI's taxonomy places the organism in Eukaryota, Fungi, Basidiomycota, Agaricomycetes, Boletales, Suillaceae. The record is from RefSeq and is a predicted model, not a curated record. Bases 36 to 2060 code for a protein of 674 amino acids.